AUGGUAGCGGAGCUGGCUGCGGCCAGGCGAGCUUUGAUCCACGGUGACCAGCUGACACAGCAGCUGGCCAAGGUCUACGUGACCAAGCAGUUGGACGAGGUCUACGUGACCAAACAGCUGGGCAAGGUCUACGUGGCCGCAGGAACGCUGGACGAAGAGUGCAAGACGAGGUUCUACGUAACCACAGAACAGAAUGACGAGGUCUACGUGACCACCGAGCAGACUGACGAGGUUUACGGUACCAUAGAGUUGAAAGACGAGGUCUACGUGACCACCGACGAGCAGAACGAGGUCUACGUGACCACUGACAAACAGUACGAGGUCUACGUGACCAAUGACAAACAGUACGAGGUCUACGUGGCCACAGACAAGGAGUACGACAUCUACGUGACCAAAGACAAGCAGGGCGAGGUCUACGUGACCAUGACGGAGCAUGGUGCAGAGUGGCAGGGCUUCGGGCUGAAGCCACCAACUUUCGACGGCCACGAGGGGGCGCGGACGGAGUGGAGUUUCGUGGUGAGGGCGGACUUGGGAGGUCAAACGACGCAAGCGCUGAAUUUCUUGGGGGCGGCCGAUCAGCGAUUGGACCCAGACAUCAGCAUGGCGCAGACCUUGCAUCGUCUGGGGACUGAAGGAAUCACGUCGACGAAGAACAUGUUCUUCGCGCCGGUCCGGACAGUGCAGGGCAGCGCGCAGAUGCUGAUCAGUAGCUUAGAAGACCAGAGCGGGUCGCUGGCAUGCCGAGCUUUGAUCAAGCGCUACGAGCCUGCGACGGCAAUUGGGGCGCAGAGCAUCAUGGCGGCUAUUCUCAAUGUGAAGAAUGUGCCUUCGGACCUGGCGGGGUUCGAGCAGUGCCGCUCAGACUGGGGGCGCGGCAUCAGGCGCUAUGAGACGGCGUCAGGAGAAGUGUUCAAUGCAGGAGCCAAGAAGAGCAUCUACCCACAGAAGGCCCCGAAUAACAUCAGCGCGGCACUACAGAUGCAGAGCGAAAAAAAAAGCUACGACGAAUUGAUCGGCACCACGAUAGACUGCGCACAAGCGGCGACGGUAUACGAGGGCAGCGGCAACGCGACAACCAGCCUGGAAGAGGUCAGGAGUACCUGGGGCGAGGCCCCGCUGCACAUGUGGCCACAUGGGGCACUGCGCAAGGGACCGCCGGGGUCGACAGGAUCUCGGGCGAUCACCGCGAUAGACGAGCGCGCGACAGAGUGGGAAAGUGGUUGCAUCUUCGCAGUCGCGAAGGGCUGGAAGCCAAAGGUGCAGGAGAGGAAGGCCUGCGGCAUGACGGGGAACGGCACGUGGCGUUUGUUCUGGGUGCUGACGGACAACUGCGCUGGUGAGCACGCGCGCGGCGCCAGGGGCUUCUCGAACGCGGAGCUCAAACCAGGGCGCAACCCCAACCUGACGGUCGCAGACGGCGCGCCACUGAGGAACUGCGGACCGAGGACGGUGGCACUCUACAUAGCAGGAGGGCUGAUGAGGCACGAGGCGGCAGGGCUGGCCAAGCUCAAGAAGACCAACAACCACUACGCACUGGAGCGUUGGACGGAGAUGCGCGAUGACAUGGUGGAGGCCCACGAGGAUGACGCUAGUGGUACCGAUUGGGGCAGCAGUCGCAGCAGCACGACCAGACGCGACGAGCUGAUCCCACUGCCGAGCUUCGACUACGGCCAGGCGGGCAUCGAGGGGGGCCCCGUCAACUUCGAGUUCGUAGUGGGCAGCGACUCUUCGACAGGGGGCAUCGGGGGCACGAAUCAUCCAGAAAGGGCCAUGACGACCAAAGACGGCAUCUGCGAGGCGAUCCUCAUGAGGCAGUCGGAGUGGUACAACGGCCAGGCGAACGGCAGGGCCGAGAGGGCCAUCCAGACGGCGUGGGAGCAAGUGAGGACGUUGAUGUUGCAGGUCAACAAGAAGCUGAACCACGACCUCAAGCCCGACCCCCCGUUCCUCGCGCGGUUGCCGAGGCAUGCAAAGUGGCCCUGCAGCAGAUGCAUGGUCAGGGAGGGCACCAACCUCGCACCCUACGAGAAGACCCACAUGCUCAAGUGUCAGGAGUCCAUCGCCGCAGUCGGCGAGGCAGUGAUCUGCAGGAGGCCAGGGGCCCAGGUCAACAAGCUGGAGUUGUCGCGGCUGGAUGGCGCCUGGUCCAGGGCGGCGAAGAGGAAGGUGGAGAGCCGACGCUGGGACAAGGAGGUGUUCGACAAGAUGAGCGCGGCCGGGGAGAUGUGCAAGGAGCCGCGGGUGGAGAGCGAGGGGGCGCGCGCGCCGGGGGGCGGCUUCGCGGGGCAGGGAAGGGGCACUUGGAGAAGAUCGCAGGGGGGGGGCAAGAAGAUCGCAGGGGCAAUCCCGAUCAAGGACGCGACGCCCAAGAUCCCGACGGGGAAGAGGGUCGACACCUACCAGGCGGACGGCAGCUACAAGAGCCGGUGGACCACGAGGGGCUUUGAGCAACGGGUGCACGGGCACGAGAACUUCGCGGCCACGACCCCCUCGCUUCCGCACCUGAAGGCAAUGCUGGUCAACGCGAAGUUGCGCGACCACGCGGUUGCAUUUGGCGACUGCAGUGGAGUUUCCCACCAGCCGUCGCUCACCGAGGACUGGAUCUUCCUUGACCACCAACAGGAGCAGGAGUACCUGAAGGACAUGUUCGGGAGGCGCUGCGCGCAUUUCCAGGAUUCAAAAACUGCACCGAAGGCAUGGGCGGACCACAGCGCGAACGCCAUGGAGGAGCUUGAGAUGGUCAGGGGCCACUACGACGCGCGUCUCUUCCUGAAGCUGGGCAACAGGAUGACGGCAGGGAGACGCCCCGACGACUUCCUAAUCACUGGACCGAGCGACGAAAUUGUCAAGCUGUUAGAGGCGACGUUCCUGAGCAUGCAGGUAGAGAAGGUCGAGCGCGGCUGCGCGAUCAGCGGCAAGACGACCAUGAUCGACGACAUCCUGAAUGAGCUGCGCCUGGAGACUGCGAAGCCAUCAGUACUGCCCGAGACCAAUAACGAAGUGCACAUGAAGAGCGACGAGGUGAAGCUAGACACGGCGGGCCACAGUCGCUACAGGACCUGCGUGGGGAAGCUGUUGCAGUUGGCGGGCCCCCGCCCAGACAUUCAACGUGUAGUUGGAGUUCUAAGCGGGGGCAUGACAGGAUCAACGGAGAAGGACCUGAGGGGGCUGAAGAAGAUGGCUCGGUACCUUGCAGGCACGCGAGACUACGCGAUGCAGUUGGUUCCGAACAGAGGAGGUCGUGCAGUGGAGUGCUGGGCGGGCGCAGACUGGGCCGAUGACGAGACGGACAGGGUCUCGACGAGCUGCGGCAUCCUGAAGUUCCGCGGAUGCACCGUCCUGUGCCUGUCAAGACGCCAGGGCAGCGCGGCGCUGAGUUCGGCGGAGAGCGAGCUAUACGCGCUGGGUUCGGGAGCAGCGGAAGCUCUCGGACUGGCAUCACUAUUCGAGGAUUGGAAGGAGAAGACGAUACCUCUCGCGAUGAGCGACAGCAGCAGUUCGCCACACACCGCGAAGAAGCGCGGGCCAGGACAUAUGAAACACGUGGAGAUGCGCUUCCUGGCGCUGCAGCAGCGGCCAGAACAAGGUCGAUUGAGUUUCGGCAAGGCAUGCGCUCACGAGACCCCGGGCGACAUGAUGACCAAGCCGAUGACCAGGGAGAAGCUGGGGAAAUUUUCGGAGAUGGCUGGCUUGGCACGCUCGCAGCGAGAUAGGCUUGAUCCCAGGCGGGUGAGACAGGAGUGA
Prorocentrum cordatum is the source of this 3744-nucleotide messenger RNA. The record is from the annotation of a GenBank genome assembly. Lineage: Eukaryota; Dinophyceae; Prorocentrales; Prorocentraceae.